AAGAUUAAGAAAAAGCGAGAUGCACCUCCUGGUGAAAAGCCAGAGCCUAUGAGGACGCAUCUUAGGAACAUGAUCAUAGUCCCAGAGAUGAUCGGCAGCAUCAUUGGCGUAUACAAUGGAAAAACCUUCAAUCAGGUUGAAAUCAAGCCCGAGAUGAUUGGUCAUUACUUGGCUGAAUUCUCAAUAUCAUACAAGCCCGUGAAGCAUGGAAGGCCUGGUAUUGGUGCUACUCACUCCUCCAGGUUCAUCCCUCUGAAGUAA
This is a messenger RNA of Zingiber officinale, 261 nucleotides long. Its product is annotated as 40S ribosomal protein S15-like. The annotation marks the transcript as partial. Lineage: Eukaryota; Viridiplantae; Streptophyta; Magnoliopsida; Zingiberales; Zingiberaceae. Gene Ontology annotation, cellular component: ribosome; cytosolic small ribosomal subunit. The record is from RefSeq and is a predicted model, not a curated record. Gene Ontology annotation, molecular function: structural constituent of ribosome; RNA binding. The transcript has 3 exons. Gene Ontology annotation, biological process: ribosomal small subunit assembly; translation.